Tachyglossus aculeatus (Australian echidna) is the source of this 1486-nucleotide messenger RNA. It is a transcript of the gene UMPS, whose product is annotated as uridine monophosphate synthetase. The transcript has 6 exons. Bases 1 to 1419 code for a protein of 472 amino acids. The record is from RefSeq and is a predicted model, not a curated record. Gene Ontology annotation, biological process: 'de novo' UMP biosynthetic process; 'de novo' pyrimidine nucleobase biosynthetic process. Gene Ontology annotation, molecular function: orotate phosphoribosyltransferase activity; orotidine-5'-phosphate decarboxylase activity. NCBI's taxonomy places the organism in Eukaryota, Metazoa, Chordata, Mammalia, Monotremata, Tachyglossidae.
AUGGCGGCGGAGGGCGGGCUGGAGGCGCUGGCGGCGGAGCUGCACGAGGCCCAGGCCCUGCGCUUCGGGGACUUCGUGCUCAAGAGCGGCAUCUCCUCACCCGUCUACGUCGACCUCAGGGGGGUCGUCUCCAGGCCGAAGCUGCUCAAGCAGGUGGCCGAGAUCCUGUUCCGGACGGCCCAGGAGGCCGGGAUCCGCUUCGACACGGUCUGUGGCGUGCCGUACACGGCCCUGCCGCUGGCCACGGUCAUCUGCUGCGCCCACGACGUCCCCAUGCUCGUCCGGAGGAAGGAGGCCAAAGCCUACGGGACCAAGCGCGUCGUCGAGGGGGCCGUGCGGCCCGGCCAGACCUGCCUGGUGAUCGAGGAUGUGGUGACCAGCGGCGGGAGCGUGCUGGAGACCGCCGAGGCCCUGGAGCGGGAGGGGCUGAAGGUGACGGACGCCGUGGUCCUGCUGGACCGGGAGCAGGGGGGCCGGGCCCGGCUCGAGGAGCGCGGCGUCCGGCUCCACGCCGUCUGCUCGCUGACCGGCCUCCUGGAGGCCCUGGGGCGGCAGGGCCGGGUGGACGCCGAGACGGUGGAGAGGGUGAGGCGCUUCUUGCGGGAGGGACCCCGGCCCCCCGGCCCGGCCCCGGGACCGCGGCGGGAGCUCGGGUUCGCGGCCCGGGCCCGGCUGCCCGGCGUCCACCCGCUGGCCGCCCAGCUCUUCGACCUGAUGGAGCGGAAGCGGAGCAACCUGUGCCUGGCGGCGGACGUGGGCGACACGGAAGCCCUCCUGGAGGCGGCCGCCUCACUGGGCCCCUCCAUCUGCCUGCUCAAGACCCACGUGGACACGCUGGGCGACUUCAGCGCCGAGGCCAUGGAGCGCCUCCGGGCCCUGGCCCGCACCCACGACUUCCUCAUCUUUGAGGACCGGAAGUUCGCCGACAUCGGAAACACGGUGAAGAGGCAGUACGAGGGUGGCAUCUUCAAGAUAGCCUCCUGGUCCGACCUGGUGAAUGCCCACGCGGUGCCCGGCCCGGGCGUGGUCCGGGGGCUCCGCGAGGUGGGUCUCCCCCUGCAGCGGGGCUGUCUGCUGAUCGCCGAGAUGAGCUCCCGGGGGUCCCUGGCCUCGGGCGACUACACCACUGCCACUGUGAAGAUGGCCGAGGAGCACAUGGACUUCGUCAUCGGCUUCAUCUCGGGGUCCCGCGUGAGCGACAAGCCAGAGCUUCUCCACCUGACUCCUGGGGUGCAGCUCCAGGCCGGAGGUGACGCCCUGGGCCAGCAGUACCUCAGCCCCCAGGAGGUGGUGGGCCGCCGCGGCUCGGACGUCAUCAUCGUGGGCAGGGGCAUCCUGGCCGCCCCCGACCGCCGAGCGGCCGCGGAGACGUACCGCCGGCUGGCCUGGGAGGCCUAUGAGGGCCGGCUGCGGGCCUGACCCUCCGCCUGUGAACGCCGCUUCCUCCCCCCGCCGAGCCUCGGCCAAUAAACACAUCCCCUCCCAG